AUGUCAAUAAUAUCCUUUCGUUUGGUGGUUGCCCUCGGCUCUAUGGCCUUGAUCAAGCCAAACAAUCCGCUCCAAACUCUGUUGGCGUUCUCAGUAUUGGGAUACUUGGUGGUUGAACUGCUUGUCCCUAGGCUCUCUCAAAGCUUCAUCAAGAUUGGAUUGAAGGGCGCAGAUUUAUCGAAAACCAAUAAGCCGGUGCUUCCCGAAUCCAUGGGAUUGGUUUCUGCUAUAACUUACUUAUUCAUAAUGUUCUUUCUUAUUCCAUUUGUAUUCUUCAAGUACCUUGUCUUGUUCUCUGAUGAGAAGAUCGAGAAUACCUACACGUCGCAAUAUGAAUCGCAGCCACAUACCAAAUUAUUCCCACAUAAUAAGUUGGCAGAGUAUCUUUCUGCUAUACUAUGUGUCCAACUGACGAUUCUUUUGGGGCUCUUUGACGAUUUGUUUGAUAUUAGAUGGCGUCACAAGUUCUUCUUACCAGCUGUAGCUUCAUUGCCCUUGCUUAUUGUUUACUAUGUGGAUUUUUCAGUAACGCAAGUAAUGGUCCCACCAUUUGUUUACAAGUUUCCUUAUGGAGGCUUGGGUAUUGAUAUAUUGGAAGGAACUAUAGAUUUAGGAAAUUGGAUAGUUAAAGCUGUAACCGGACUAAGCUUCACAAGUGGCGCAGAUACUACAGAGAAUCCGACAUUGAUUGAUUUGGGAGUGUUUUAUUACUUUUAUAUGUCUGCUAUUUCAAUCUUUUCGCCAAAUUCUAUCAAUAUUCUUGCUGGAAUUAAUGGAUUGGAAGUCGGACAAUCGGUAGUUUUGGCCUUGGUGUUUCUAGUUAACGAUUUCUGUUAUCUAUUGACUCCAAAUAUUACCCAAGCAGCCUAUGAUUCACAUUUAUUCUCUGCCAUUUUCGUAAUACCAUUCUUAGGAGUACUGUGUGCACUUUUGAAGCACAAUUGGUUCCCUGCAAGAUGUUUUGUUGGUGAUACCUAUUGCUACUUCAGUGGUAUGGUAUUCGCUAUCGUCGGUAUCAUAGGACAUUUCCUGAAGACUUUGCUUAUAUUCCUAUUACCUCAGGUGAUCAACUUUAUUUACUCUGUACCUCAAUUAUUCCAUAUAGUUCCAUGUCCGCGUCAUAGAAUGCCUAAAUUCAAUGCCGAAGAUGGAUUGAUGUACCCAAGUUUUGGAGAAUUAGAGAAGCCCUCGUUGUUGAUAAGUAUACUACAUAAAUUGGGACUUGUCAGGGUUGAAGAAGUGAAAACUGAGGAUGGCGGAAAGGUUACUCGCUUUUCCAAUUUGACGUUGAUAAACUUGUCCUUAGUUUGGUUUGGACCAAUGAGAGAGGAUAAAUUGUGUUUAUUGAUUUUGAGUGCACAAUUUGUCACUGGGAUGCUGAUGAUUGCUAUAAGGCAUACGGUUGGACCAUGGAUGUUCGGAUACGAUAACCUUUCAUGGGGUGUUAAAUAG
Messenger RNA from Dujonia railenensis, 1452 nucleotides. The record is from the annotation of a GenBank genome assembly. NCBI's taxonomy places the organism in Eukaryota, Fungi, Ascomycota, Pichiomycetes, Serinales, Debaryomycetaceae.